UAGCUGCUAGCGUGUUGUGUUCUGGGCUGAGUUAACUUUGGGUUCACAACCUGCUGAGGUGAGGAGAAUAGAAAGGGGUGUAGGGGCUGGGCUGUCAGAAGAUGUCCUUCAGAGGAUGAGAGGAGUAGCCAACAUUGCUCCAGAACCCAAAUCAUCAUCAUCCUCAAGCCCGCAGAAAGACACAGGUCUCUCCCAUAGUGCCAGCUCGAGCUCUCGACCCCAGGACAGCGGCCAAUCCAGUACGCAGUCCAGCACUAGUAAACCAGCUUCCUACACUGAGGAAGAACAGAAGAGGUAUGGGCGCCAGCAGACAAUACUGAAGGAGGAGUUGGCCAAGAUACAAAGAGAGAGGGAGGCAGCGUGGUCUAAAGCUUUGAACUGGGAACACACACGCGAGGAAGCUGAAAAGGCCAAACAACUGUCGGCAGAUGAAAUAGAAGUAAUGACUCAGCAGCUACAGAAGAAAGAUUCACAGCUGAAAGCCCUGGAUGCCUUCUACAAGGAACAGCUGGCACAACUGGAGAAGAGGAAUUGGGAAAGAUACGAACAGAGCAAGGAACAGUUCCACCAAGCUGCCUCCACCAUGGAAGCAAAUAUGAGGUCUCGCAAUACAGACCCAGUGUGUUCUGGCCUGCAGGCUCAGAUUUUAUCUUGCUACAGGGAGAAUGGCCACCAGACCCUAAGGUGUUCAGACCUUGCCAAAGAAUACAUGCAGUGUAUAAGUGCUGCAAAGAAGUGUUCAGUUUGUAAUCACAACUCCAGGACGAUGAUGCUUUGACAGGCUUCACACAGCGUAGACGUAGACAGACUGAGACUGAGCUGCAACUAAACCCACAACAAAAAGGAGGCAAGUUCUUCAAGAUGCUCGGAGCAACCUGUCUGCCAACCAGUUUGAAAAUUUGUGUGCAACUGUACCGACAGGAAUUAGUGCUGUUUAGGAGGCAAAGGAUGAUCACACCAAAUAUUUUUUUGAUGAAAUAUUUUAUUACUUUUUAAAACUUCUCACUCUGCAUUCUUUUUUCACAAGUACCUAAGACUUUUGCACAGGACCAAUAAUAAUUUGGAGCUUUUGACAAAUCAACAUGUUGACCUUCAGUUCUGUUAUUUUCUUCCUGCUACUCCCUUCUUUUCUUUCGUGAAGUGAAGUACUGUAAUUAAGCCCUGGGAGAAGUAUGGCUUGUUUUGCUCAUGUUGUAACAUUUUCAACUCAAUGAUGACCCAGCCAGGAUACACAAAUCAAAACUAUUAACCAGGAAUGAUUGGGCCAUUCCGCACUCCACAGUGAGCUGGCUCAGCUGGCCUUAAACAAAUGAUUGUGUUGCAAUCUAGGCGUAAUCACUGAUUUUUCCACACGGAACCAUGCUGCCUGUAGUUU
Monopterus albus (swamp eel) is the source of this 1375-nucleotide messenger RNA. RefSeq names its product MICOS complex subunit mic25a-like. Gene Ontology annotation, cellular component: mitochondrion; MICOS complex. The record is from RefSeq and is a predicted model, not a curated record. NCBI's taxonomy places the organism in Eukaryota, Metazoa, Chordata, Actinopteri, Synbranchiformes, Synbranchidae. The coding region runs from base 116 to 778 and encodes 220 amino acids. The transcript has 9 exons.